CAGAAAGGUACAACAUCAAUGCGAUUACUCCAGAAACAGAAGAAUGGACCUGUAAGGUUCAAGUAGUUGAUAAAGGCAGACCUAGAGACAACAGAGAGAAAACGAAAAAGUAUCAACUGAUGGUUUUACAAGAUGAAAGAGGAAAAUCAAGUCGACUGCAUUAUAUUCAAUGCGGAGAGAUUGCAUUUUGAAGAUCUGUUUCGCCCUUUCCAUACUUACUUGGUGUCAGUUGCACAAGUCAAAGAAUCAAACUAUAUGUAUGGAAAUCCACUUAACAGAUUUACAUGGACAACUGAUAGGUGUACCAUUGUUGAGCCAAUAGAAACUGUUAAUCCUCCAGAAGAUCCACUACCGCCGCCAACGCGCCUAAAUCUUACACCAUUUGGCAACUUUGAAUAUCAACCCGAGGGAUCUGAAUUCGAUGUGCUUGCCAUUGUGCUCAACGCCAGCCCCUCAACAUAUGCUUCAAAUGGGAGGAGAAUUCAAUAUUUUAUCAUCAUGGAUGAUCAGUAAGUAUACAUAAACCUGU
Nicotiana attenuata is the source of this 529-nucleotide messenger RNA. RefSeq lists its product as uncharacterized. The record is from RefSeq and is a predicted model, not a curated record. Lineage: Eukaryota; Viridiplantae; Streptophyta; Magnoliopsida; Solanales; Solanaceae. Bases 133 to 513 code for a protein of 126 amino acids. The transcript is spliced from 3 exons.